Diabrotica balteata is the source of this 993-nucleotide messenger RNA. The record is from the annotation of a GenBank genome assembly. Lineage: Eukaryota; Metazoa; Arthropoda; Insecta; Coleoptera; Chrysomelidae.
AUGGAUCACUCUUUAUCUCAACACACUCCUUUACAGUGGGGAUACUCCGCCGGUAACAGUGCGGCUUCGUCUUGGCAGCCUGUCUCAAGAGGUGCCAAAAGGCCUCUGUCCGAAAGUGACUGUGAUGAUGUUUACUCCGAAGAAUCCUCAAAAGAACAGUGCACGAGUCCAGGUGAUGCUGACAGUUGUCAAAUGUUAUCCAGGAAAAAGCGAAGAGGAGUGAUAGAGAAAAAGCGAAGAGACAGAAUUAAUAUGUCUUUAAGCGAGUUGAAAAGAUUAGUGCCUAGUGCUUUUGAAAAGCAAGGAUCUGCCAAGCUAGAAAAAGCGGAGAUUUUGCAGAUGACAGUGGACCAUUUAAAGAUGCUGCAUGCGAAAGGUUUGGAUUCCUUUGCCUACGACCCCCACAAAUAUGCGAUGGACUACCAUGGGAUGGGCUUUCGGGAAUGCGUAGCAGAAGUGGCUCGAUAUUUAGAACGAAUUGAAGGCCUAGAUGUACAAAAUCCUUUGCGGCUAAGGCUCACAUCGCACCUUCAAUGUUGUGCGGCUCAAAGAGAGUUAGCAUCUAAACAAACUACCUCAGCUCCGUGGGGUUAUCCAGCCUCGCAACCACCUUACCCCCCAUUAAACACCUUACCACCUUCUCCUGCAUCGAACAACGGUCCACUGUCAAAUAUAAACCAUCACCAAGUACCUCCUCCACCGCCUCCUCAAAACCUACAUCAUGACUUGGGACACUUUGAUGUAUCGACGUCUUGUGCUCAGACGACGGUGCCUGUAGCCACUUCGGACAGCAAUAGACUCCCACCAUCAACGUCAAUCCUUACACCUUUAACUACCACAACACCUUCUGCUCUAGCAUAUAGUCCUCACCAAUACCCUCCCAAUGCCUUUAGUAUUCCUACGUCCAGUCAUCACCAAAAUUAUAGCCAAAGUAUUCCCACGCCACAGGGAAUGAAGCCGUACCGACCUUGGGGUGCUGAAGUUGCCUAUUGA